AUGACGGAUGACUCUGCUGCGGAAAAGAAGGCUUUGAAAGUGGUGUGGGAUGAAAGUACACAGUUGCUCUGUCAUUUUCAUGUUGCGCAGGCUGAAUGGCGAUGGCUAUUUUCCCACAAUAUUAAAAAGGAGGACAGACCUUUUCUUAUGAACCUUUUUCAAUGUGUCAUGCAUGCAGCUUCAGAAGAGGAACUCCAAACUGCAUAUGAGAAUCUCUUAAAAGAGACAGAGCGUUAUCCAGAGUUUGUGAAACGCUUUUUGAAGUUUUUUGAGCGCAGAGAAGAUUGGGUUAAGUGGUACAGAAGAAAUUUAAUCACUCGCCAAAAUAACACAAAUAACUAUGCAGAAGCAAGUAUCCGAAUUUUAAAGGAUGUCAUACUGCACCGCACCAAAGCAUUCAACGUUGUUGCAUUAUGUGAGUUUUGCAUUGAUGUGUGGGAAAAAUAUCUGGUGAAAAAAAUAUUGGACUUUGCCUCCUCACGGAAAUUGAGUGUUUUCCUCAUGUAUGCCUCUCUGCAAAAAAAAGUGGCAGAUUUUAAAGAGAGUAAUGUUGAGGAAAUUGGUGCUGAUGUAUUCAGCAUAAAGAGUGGUGAGAAGACAUAUAUUGUGAAAUCAGAUGUUGGUGUUUGUUCUUGCCCUGCAGGAAUCUCUGGUGCCUUCUGCAAACAUCAAUUUUUUUUGAUGCAGCUGAAGAAAUUAAGUCUCCCGAACGCUCCUCCUACUGGACAAACUGAGAGGCAUAAUUUAUCUAUUUUAGCGUUGGGCCCUAAAUGCCCUCCAGAAUCCUUUUUUUCGGAUUUUGUUCAAGCUGAAACUCCAGUUUCCAAUCCUUCAGUGGUUGAAACUGCUGACACAGCUGAAUCUGAGGUAGCCACCUCAAUUGCCGAGGAAGAGGUAUCAAAUCUGGCCAGUUCAGAACUAAAAAUGGAAAUGUUAACUGAACUGGACAGAAUAAAAAAUAUUCUUUAG
Molecule: messenger RNA, 969 nt
Organism: Uloborus diversus
Lineage: Eukaryota; Metazoa; Arthropoda; Arachnida; Araneae; Uloboridae
Exons: 2
Coding region: 1-969 (322 amino acids)
Molecular function (GO): zinc ion binding
Source: RefSeq, a predicted model, not a curated record